Salvelinus namaycush (lake trout) is the source of this 5160-nucleotide messenger RNA. RefSeq names its product protein THEM6-like. The transcript is spliced from 4 exons. Lineage: Eukaryota; Metazoa; Chordata; Actinopteri; Salmoniformes; Salmonidae. The record is from RefSeq and is a predicted model, not a curated record. Bases 86 to 715 code for a protein of 209 amino acids.
CGACAUCGUGUGUGCUGCUGGUAGAUUACUAGCUCGUCAUUUACGGCUUCUUCCACUUCGCAGCACAUCCAGAUAAACGCUAGAGAUGUUGCUGUGUGCUCUGGGGGGCCUGCUGCUGCUCUUCUCCUGUCUGGAUGUGUGGUACUUCCUGCGGGGUGUGGUGGUGGUGGUACAGGCCUGGUUCCAACCCCCGGUCUGGGACGUCCUGGCAGAGCAGAGUGUUGCUGGGAGGGUCCUACCUCAUGACCUGGACUAUAUGGGUCACAUGAAUAACGGCAGAUACCUGCGGGAGUGUGACUUCGCCAGGUUCCACUAUUACAUGCGGAACGGGAUCUUUAAGGCCCUACGGACCCUGAAGGCCACCAUGGUGGUGGGGGCCUCCACUAUUCGCUACCGACGCUCGCUGGCCUUCGGGGAAGCAUUUGACUUGCGCACUCGCAUCGUGGCAUGGGACGACAAGUCGUUCUUCGUGGAGCAGCGGUUUGUCUCCCAGGGCGACGGGUUCAUCUCCGCGGUGAUGCUAUGCAGACAGAACGUUCUCCGUAGCAACCCUGAGAGCAUCCUACAGCUGCUCUGCAAGAGGAAGGUGGAGUGUCCCGACUACCCUGAGGAUCUGCAGCAUUGGAUCAGCUUCAUCUCAGCCAGCAGCCAGGCCCUGAGAGCCCAGAGUGGACUAGAGGACAAGACUGGAGCACAGGAAGACAAAGACAAGUGAUUCACACAUUCCUUGAGUAGCUCUAACGUUACACAUCGUUGUAGCCCGGCCCCAAGCACACCUGAUUCAACUCAUCUGCUUAUCAUUCAGCUGUUGAUUAGUUGAAUCAGGUGAGGGCCUAGAACUGACAUGACUGACAGCUCCCUCAGAAUACAGGAACUAAACUGACAUGACUGACAGCUCCCUCAGAAUACAGGAACUAAACUGACAUGACUGACGGCUCCCUCAGAAUACAGGAACUAAACUGACAUGACUGACAGCUCCCUCAGAAUACAGGAACUAAACUGACAUGACUGACAGCUCCCUCAGAAUACAGGAACUAAACUGACAUGACUGACAGCUCCCUCCGAAUACAGGAACUAAACUGACAUGACUGACAGCUCCCUCAGAAUACAGGAACUAAACUGACAUGACUGACAGCUCCCUCAGAAUACAGGAACUAAACUGACAUGACUGACGGCUCCCUCAGAAUACAGGAACUAAACUGACAUGACCGACAGCUCCCUCAGAAUACAGGAACUAAACUGACAUGACUGACAGCUCCCUCAGAAUACAGGAACUAAACUGACAUGACUGACAGCUCCCUCAGAAUACAGGAACUAAACUGACAUGACUGACAGCUCCCUCAGAAUACAGGAACUAAACUGACAUGACUGACGGCUCCCUCUGAAUACAGGAACUAAACUGACAUGACUGACGGCUCCCUCAGAAUACAGGAACUAAACUGACAUGACUGACAGCUCCCUCCGAAUACAGGAACUAAACUGACAUGACUGACAGCUCCCUCUGAAUACAGGAACUAAACUGACAUGACUGACAGCUCCCUCAGAAUACAGGAACUAAACUGACAUGACCGACAGCUCCCUCAGAAUACAGGAACUUAUUCAUUAUGAUUUUAAAAUACAAAACUGAUCCCAGAUCAGAACAACUACGGGCCAAGUGGCUUUAACCAUUUUACUGCAGUGGGCUAAAUCAGGGUCACACAGAGGGAUUCUGGGUAGUCUUAAACAAAUCUACUUUGAAACAAAAGUAUCCAUCUCACACACGUGGUUAUGGGCCUAAAGAAAGAAGACACCUGUACCAUGUCAGAUAUGGAGUUGAAAUGUAUCAAAUGUUUAGUUUGCAUCCCAAUAUUACACUUUAUAUACAUCACAGAAGACUGAAAUAUAACAAAACCGCUUGACAUAGAAACACCAGAUUUUCUGCAUAAAAAACCCCAGAAUGUUUCUUAAUUGUGAAAAUCCCAUUCCACCCAUGAGGCCACUAGAGAGCACUUUGGUCAUUCGCCUAGAGGACCGUCGUGUUGUUAAGGGAUUCAUCCUAACCUGAGAUGCAAAACCUUUUUCCGCUGACAUGAAACUCUUACCAAAAUAGUUUUAGUUAUGUGUGCAUGUAUCUCAAGAUAGUCUCUUUCUAUUAUUCAUUUCGACAUCUGUGGGAUUCACCAGAAUUUCCUAAGUAGCUCGAAGGACCAAUCGUAAACGUCUGUCGGAGACUGACAGGUCGAGUGGCGAAUGAGGGAGCCCCUCCCCUGCCCUCUCUGAUCAUUCUCACCUCUCUUCCACACAGAGGAGUUCUACUUAGCUCUCCUCUGCACCACUUGGUCUGUUUUCCUAUUCACAGGUUUGACGGUGAGGUUACGCAGGUUAUAGGUCUUUUGUGUUGGGUGACCUCGGUGACCUGUGUUGGGUGACCUCGGUGACCUUGAGCAAGGCACUUAACCCUAAUUGCUCCUGUAAGUCGCUCUGGAUAAGAGCUUUUGCUAAAUUACUAAAAUGCUAAAUUAAAGUUUUCACUUUUUCUUCAUUUGUCUCCUGUUGUAGCUAGCGUCACACAGCUAGCUAAGGAAACAUGGCUAGCUUAGCUGCGAGGCUCUUCUACCUGGAAGGGUAGAAUUACUAGUUCGCUCUCUAGUUUAGUUCAACCCACUACCGAUGUUGACCAGACCGACCAUCCUAGCGUCACUGCUUAUCGGUCGAGAAGCACACUUUUGUUCAUCGCAAGACCAACAUAGCGCUAGCUUCCAUUGGCUAGCCAUGCUACUAGCCCUUGUGGCGAACACUAGCUGCGCUCACAUUGUUAAAGGAUUAGCUUCUCCGGCCAGCACUGUGCUAACUCGCUAGCCUACCACCCCAACUGGCGAAUGGUAGUUACGUUUCACAUUGUUAAAGGAUUACCUGUUUUUUUUGGAUCCAUGGAGCCCGCUAGCUCGGCCCAAGGUUUACGGAUCAAGGCCUCUACCGGCGCACCUGUGCCCAUGCUGGGCUACCUUUACUCCGCAUACAAGUAACGUGGUAGCCCCUUGGUGGCAAGGCAAGCUGUGGAUAGUGGAGCUCAUUCUCCUGCUGUACAACAAGCCUUGGCAACUCCUGUUACGCAGAGAUCUGCUGACCAACACGAACUGAGAGACUGUCCACCCUCACCCGGAAGCCAUGGCUCUCUGGCCCGUGAGAGGUUAAAUCUGGACUAUUGAGUCUAUCCAGAGUGCUAGGGCUCCUUCUACACGCUCACUGUACGGAAACAAGUGGUGUUUUAAAAAAAUGGUGACCGAAAAAACAGAUAAUUCCUUACCAAUGUUCUGUAUCUGAGGUUUUACGCUUCCUGCAGGACCUUUUGGAUAGACGGAAGGCUUUCUCUACUGUUAAGGUCUAUUUAGUUGCUGUCUCUGUCUGUCAUAUAACCUUUGACGAUAACACGGUGGGAAAACACCUAUUUUAUGUCGUUUCAUGAAGGGGGCGUGUCACUUACGUUCAGUUCCCAAGCCUUUAGUCCCGUCAUGGGAUUUGUCUAUUGUGCUCGAGGUUAUUUCACAGCAGCCUUUUGAGCCGUUGCAAAGCAUGGACAUCUAAUAUCUCUCCUUUCAGACCUCUUUACUAGUCCCCUUAAGUCUGUAGAGUCAGGGAGAUACAUCCCCUGUUAGUUCACCGUUCCUGUCUGUAGAGUGCCUUGGGCUUUUCCAAGGUCACCUUGUUGCCCAACCCCACCUUUAUGCCCAAGGUUGACUGCAAUUACAAUUACAAUUGUCUGUCCUUGGAGGCUUUCCACAUGCCGACUUUCCCUUCUAUGGAAGAGGAUGGGCUACCCCAUUUCUGUCCAGUACUCGCGUUGCGCAUAUAAAUGGAUUGGACGACAGCUUUGCGCAAGUGCAACCAACUCUCUGUCCUGGGUGCCUCCCUGCAAGGGCUCAACGGUUGUCUCAUUGGAUGGGGAAGCUCUUUAUAUUAUUGGCCUUCAAUAGCAAGGGGUUACAGCCUCCGGAGGGCCAGAGAGCUCACUACCUCUUGGGCACUGUUGAAGGGCAUCUCCUUACAGGAGAUCUGCCAUGUGGCUUGUUGGGCAUCCCCUCAUAUAUUAAUGAGGUUCUACCAACCAGAUGUCACUGUGCUUUCAUUGGCACGUACUGUCCUCGGUGGUGGGGCAUCUAAGGGAUGAUAUUGAAGACUGUCUGGCUUCAGAAAGCAUCUGAGGGAUGAUAUUGAAGACUGUCUGGCUUCAGAGAGCAUCUGAGGGAUGAUAUUGAAGACUGUCUGGCUUCAGAGAGCAUCUGAGGGAUGAUAUUGAAGACUGUCUGGCUUCAGAAAGCAUCUGAGGGAUGAUAUUGAAGACUGUCUGGCUUCAGAGAGCAUCUGAGGGAUUAUAUUGAAGACUGUCUGGCUUCAGAGAGCAUCUGAGGGAUUAUAUUGAAGACUGUCUGGCUUCAGAGAGCAUCUGAGGGAUUAUAUUGAAGACUGCCUAGCUUCAGGGAGCAUCUGAGGGAUGAUAUUGAAGACUGCCUAGCUUCAGGGAGCAUCUGAGGGAUUAUAUUGAAGACUGUCUGGCUUCAGAGAGCAUCUGAGGGAUUAUAUUGAAGACUGCCUAGCUUCAGAGAGCAUCUGAGGGAUUAUAUUGAAGACUGCCUAGCUUCAGGGAGCAUCUGAGGGAUUAUAUUGAAGACUGCCUAGCUUCAGAGAGCAUCUGAGGGAUUAAUUGGAGACUGCCUAGCUUCAGGGAGCAUCUGAGGGAUUAUAUUGAAGACUGUCUGGCUUCAGGGAGCAUCUGAGGGAUUAUAUUGAAGACUGUCUCUGACAUGUGUAUGACUGGUUCCCCCGAGCUAUUUAGGAGAUUCUGGUGAAUCCCACGGUGAGAUGUCUCACUCGUAAUAUCAGAGAACCGGGGUUACGCGGGUAACCUUACGUUAGGGAACUCUAUCUUGUGUGUACUGCGUCUAUAUAAUGCACCAAAGCUUCUCCAUUCUGUGUUUUUAUUACAAUCAAUGUUUCUAUAAUUUAUUGAUGAUGAUGUUCAUUGUCUAUUUAUUUUUUUACAUUUUAUUUAUGUUGCUGUCUGUAGAUUUUAAAUAUUGAAUUGGAUGCAGAGUAUAUCAUGAUUUGGAAAUGAAUGUCAAUUAUUUUGAAUGCAUUUUAAAUAAAAGAUAUAUGUAACCUCCUGGUUACUUUUAGCCCUGA